UCAUUCUUGACUAAGUAUCAUUUCCUCUGGGCUGGAGCUAAAAUUUCUGACUCCAAAAUCUUCAUCCACAUCAUUAGAUUUUUAAACGGCAAAGCAGCAACACCUUCUGGAUGAUCACAGUUUGACAGAUCCAACGAUACGUUGAGAAGAUGAGGAUUUGUUUUCUCUUCUGUAUUUUCUGCCUGAUGUUUCCCAUGAGCCAAAGUCAGCAGAUGGGUCCCCCUGGUGGUAAUAGUGACAGAGGACCACCUGGACCACCUGGACCACCUGGACCACCUGGAGCACCUGGAGCACCAGGGGCCAUUGCACAAAGUGGACCACCUGGACCACCUGGAGUACCUGGAACACCUGGACCAUCUGGACCAGCUGGAGCACCUGGACGACUUGGAACUGUCAUAGUGUGUGGACGAGAGCUCUUUGAUUCUUUCAGACGGGAUGUUGAAGGACUGAUGAAGAUCACCGCUAAGCUGGACCUUGCUAUAACCUUUGACCUUGUGCGGAAGGUGGGUCAGAAAUACUUUGUGUCCAACAAGGAGAGAGGAUCUUUCCAGAAGGCUGCAGAUUUCUGCCAGCAACGAGGCUUGGAGCUGGCUCUGCCCCAGAGUGAGGAGGAGAACCACAUGCUGCUUCAGCUGAUGGGUCAAGAUGAGAAAAGAGCCUGGAUCAACAUCAACAUGAGAAAGGCAGAAGGGAACUUCCAGUCUGACAUGAAAAAUCGACCUCUGACCUUUACCAAAUGGGGAGAAAGCCAGCCGGAUGGAAGCAUUCAGGACAGCGGCUGCAGCAUGGCAGCUGAGGACGGCACCUGGAGAGUGACAGCAGACUGUUCUCUGGACGCUGACAUCAUCUGUCAGCUGUAGAAAGAUCAUCCACCAGGCAGCUUCCUGAGUAAUCUAGAUAUGACUUUAGCUAACCUUUGUAGAGCGGUGCUUCAGCCUUUUUACAACUUAAUCCAGAUUAGUGCAUUCAGACUGCUGUCAUCACUCAGUCUUGAUCUGUUUGUCCUGACGGAGUUUAUUCACCGUGGACUGGUUCCCACUUCAUCAGAAAACCAACUUAGAGACAACAGAAAAUGUAGAUUGGUUACCACAUUUUCUUACUUUACCUUUUCUUACGCUGUAUAAUAGCGUAAUAUUUUGUUUAUUUUUAUAUUGUUGAGUAUUAGUGAUUGUGUUGAUGGUGCCAUGUUUAAACAUCACAUUAUGCCGGACCACCAGGGGGCUCCAUUCACACCCAGGUAACAGGAUGUUUUGUUUUAAAAUUGUUUUUACCAAAAUAUGAUUUUUAGUGAUAACAAUAACUCUGCUGAUCUCAGUUGUACUUAAGUAAAAUAACUAUCCUUUUUUUAUGUGAAGAAAAACCCCUGCAAGGGCCUCAAUUGCAACUCAGCUCAGACUGUGAAUACUCAAGUGUAAGCCAUCUGGUAAAACGUAACAAAUAAAAUACUGAUGUGUCAAAA
Molecule: messenger RNA, 1459 nt
Organism: Xiphophorus hellerii (green swordtail)
Lineage: Eukaryota; Metazoa; Chordata; Actinopteri; Cyprinodontiformes; Poeciliidae
Product: mannose-binding protein C-like
Exons: 5
Coding region: 150-860 (236 amino acids)
Source: RefSeq, a predicted model, not a curated record